AUGGCUGCUUCCACUUCUGGUUCCGGACUUGAGAAGCGCUCAAGAAAAUCUCACACGACUACGAACAAACACGGCACAAACAGUCAUGAAGGUACUGGAAAGACUCCAGGGGCCCGAAGAUCAAAUAAAAAGAGCGAAAGGGAACAUGGCGCCUCAUCGGUUGAACACUCCAUCGGUUCCUGCCAAGCAGACGAUGAAGAUGAGCUUGGGUCCGAUCAUCCAGCCCGCACUGAGGCACAACCAAACAACUUAAACGAUGAGCGUAGAAAGAGACAGCACCAUAGGGAUCAUGAAGAGAAUGCGUCUCGCAUCUAUUCUUGGCUCCAGGACGCUACCAAAUCUGCAGAUGCGGAACAUGAUCUAGAAGGCACUUCGUUCAAUAAUGUGGCCAACCCACCAGAAGAGAUCCCCGAAGGUGUACCUGUUCCCCCCUCAUACAUUCAACACGAAACGACCAACUCGACUACACCACAUGAUUCCAGUUCCCAUAUAGAGGGCGACGAAAAAAGUACCUCAGACCAUGCAAGACCCCAAACGACAAAUGUCAUCGCGCCCGCCGGACCGGAUGCCCUGUCCGCUCUCAGGGAUCGAAUUGAACCACACUUGCUCUCGCUUCUCCCAGGCUAUCGCUCCUUGGACCUUUCAACGCAUAGCAAGCCUACAGAAUACGCCCGACUACGUUUACUUCUUGGCGACUACGGCAUACACGACAUGGCGAAGUGGGGAAACCCAGUCUGGGCAUAUCUGAAACCUAGCUCGAACUCCGCCAUCGGUCCAGAUAUGAUUAUGGAAGUGGAAAACAUCUACGGCAACCUCGAAAAGGUCGUUUGGGAGGAUGAUAUCGAAACUUGCAGAGUCAAUCUUCUUCCCGUCUUCAAGGAAGCUAGCAGCCAAGCACAGCUGUAUGCGAUCAUCAAGUACUACUUCCUCCUUGCUGCUGAAGCUUCGUAUCAUGGCUUCGAGCACCAUUUCAUCCCCAUCGAUCAGACAUUCGUCCAUAAUCUGAAAGCGGUGUGCGAGGAGUGGGGCACCCGACUUUCGUCCCCUGGGGAAUCAGACAUUUGCGUGUACGAAGACGAAGUCCAGUCUCCGCAGCGUAGGCCCAAGACUCCAGAACACCGCGGUAGACCCGGAUAUGCCGACCGCGCUGGUAUGGCAAGGGCGGUGUCAAGAUCUAGCUCGAACUACGAAGACUAUGAUGAUGCAUUGGCUAGUGAAGAGGAGACUGAGUUUGACGAGCCAAAGUCUCGCAGGCAUCAAUCAGUGGGCGCUGGGAGUUUAGCACGUCGCGCAACUAGGGCUUCCAUGACCAAGUCGGCAAAUGCCUUCGAUGACGACAAUGAUGAAGUCGUGUCCGAACUUUCCAAUACCUCCAAAAAGGCUGGCAGGCUUAUGCGCCGUACCGUUCCUUCGGAAACAAACUCCAGUAGUUUUCGGGGCGGUUCGACCAUCGUUCUGGGCUCUGCUCAAUCGGAAGUGUUGGGUGUUGCCGCCAGAUCUAGCUCAGGCAGACCGAUGCAUGAGGACGAAGCAUCUCAGACCGACACCGCUUCUAACGGGUCAGAGAAAGAGAACAACGCGCCUGACGAAUCUCUGCAUGAAGUUGUCUGCGAGCACAUGCACCGUUCGCUCCUCCAAGAUGGUUUUCCAGACAGACCUCUCAAUGCGCUGAGUCGCCGUCCUCUUUCCACUCUCGCCGAUCAUCCCAGCGAUCCCAGCAAACAGCGGAAAACCGCCAUCAGAAAGAUCAAGAAGAAAGUCGCUGAGGCACAAAGACAAACGAAUCAUUCCGUCGCUGCUAUCACGCAUCUGCUGCACAUGCUGCAGGAUGCUGUCGCCGAGAAUAGCAGACGAAUGGAUUACAUCAGGGAUAUGCUGAAUGAACUUGCAGAGCAGCAGCAACAAAGCGAGUCUUCAGCGGAGGAGCCUUCAGAAGAGGAUUCUGAGUCGACCUAG
Messenger RNA from Exserohilum turcica Et28A, 1956 nucleotides. RefSeq lists its product as uncharacterized. The coding region runs from base 1 to 1956 and encodes 651 amino acids. The record is from RefSeq and is a predicted model, not a curated record. Lineage: Eukaryota; Fungi; Ascomycota; Dothideomycetes; Pleosporales; Pleosporaceae. The transcript has a single exon.